AUGGGGCUUUCCCCGUUUGCUGUUCAUCACAAUAAUGUGUGUUAUAAAAAGGUUUCUCCGGCCCGAAACACAAACUUGGCACUGCGUUUUCAUUGUCAGCAUGCACAAGAAACCAGAACGAGAAAGGCCCAAACGUUAGGCUUUAUUCGACAUACAGCGUUCAAAAAACGUCAUGUCGCCUUACAGUUUGCCUAUCUUGGUUGGAACUAUAGUGGUCUAGCAAUGCAAAAAGGCUAUCCGCUGACAAUCAUGCAGAAAAUAAUGGAGUCGCUGCAAAAGUGCCGGCUCGUUGAAGAGACUGACACUCCUCAGUUUGCUGUAUGUGGACGAACGGACAAAGGUGUUAGUGCAGUAAAUCAGGUAUGCCCCCCCCCCGAUUCUGGUCCUUCGUGCAGUGAACGACAAAUCCCAUCCAACGAGUUGGACUAUGUUUUUCUACUGAAUAAAGUUCUUCCUCCUGACAUUCGUGUGAUCGCUUGGUCUCCAGUUGAACCGGAUUUUAAUGCUCGGUUCAGUUGCACACAGCGAGCCUAUUGCUAUUUCCUCCCACUGAGUGGAUUGAACCUAGAGGCUAUGCAAGUUGCUGGUCACCGUCUUGAGGGUACACAUGAUUUUCGCAACUUCUGCUCAAGUCCAGUCGACGAGGGAAUAGUCACUUUUGUCCGCCGAAUCGAUCGAGUACAUAUUCAGUCUUCCGGUCCGGAAUGCUCAGCACAACCUCCGCAAAUGGCGACACCCUUAUGUUUCAUGGACUGUAUCUUACGUCAGCAUUACCGAUCCGUCUGUACCAUCAAAUUAUUUGCUUACCCAAUGCAAACUCAAUAG
Messenger RNA from Echinostoma caproni, 825 nucleotides. The record is from the annotation of a GenBank genome assembly. NCBI's taxonomy places the organism in Eukaryota, Metazoa, Platyhelminthes, Trematoda, Plagiorchiida, Echinostomatidae.